This is a messenger RNA of Mytilus californianus (California mussel), 1958 nucleotides long. RefSeq names its product prolactin-releasing peptide receptor-like. Gene Ontology annotation, biological process: G protein-coupled receptor signaling pathway. Gene Ontology annotation, cellular component: neuron projection; plasma membrane. Gene Ontology annotation, molecular function: neuropeptide Y receptor activity; neuropeptide binding. Bases 414 to 1595 code for a protein of 393 amino acids. The transcript is spliced from 3 exons. NCBI's taxonomy places the organism in Eukaryota, Metazoa, Mollusca, Bivalvia, Mytilida, Mytilidae. The record is from RefSeq and is a predicted model, not a curated record.
UGCAUGGUUAUAAAGCAGACGAUAUCCUCUGCCUUCAUCUUCUCAAUAUUUUACUCGUGCUCACUUAUCGUCUGUUUAGUGUGUUUUGGAGUUGUCUUUCGUAAUACGCCUGGAUUAGAGGAGAUUUUUUUCUGUGACAAGCUAAUAUCAAUAUGCUUUGUAGAGCUUGAUCGUCAAAUCGAUUGCAGUAGAGUUUGGAGAAGGAUUGUCGCUGUGUGAUGAAGAUUUUCUGGAUCUUAACUGGAAGCUACUAAUCAGGUUUGUGGAAUAAUGGCGGGAAAUUAACAGAUGAAACCUCGAUGUGACAAGAUGGACUUGGUAUUAUAGUUUCCGAAGACGACACGAUAACCCAUCAAUCAAAACCUUUCAACACAAUCUCAUAUCUUGCUGAUUAAAUCAAACUGCUAGUCACGAUGGAGAAUGCUACAAACAUGACAAACGAAACAAUGGAAGGCAACCAUACCAUCACUGACCAAGUCAUGCAUAAACCUGUACUGAUGGGUAUAUUUGUACUGCUGUAUUGUGUUAUAUUUUUGUUAGGUGUUAGUGGAAACACUCUUGUGGUGUAUGUUGUUGUUCGGAACAAGACAAUGCAAACAAUUACUAAUAUUUUCAUAACAAAUUUGGCUGUAUCAGAUAUUUUGAUGUGUUUGCUAGCAGUACCGUUUACUCCGCUUGGAUAUUUCCUACAGUCCUGGGUAUUUGGAGAGGCACUUUGUCAUAUAGUACCAAUGUCACUAGGUAUAUGUGUGUAUGUAUCAACGCUUACAUCUACCGCCAUUGCUGUUGACCGUUAUUUUGUUAUUGUAUAUCCUUUUAAACCACGAAUGAAGGUUUUUGUAUGUUUGCUGAUGAUCGUUGCAAUCUGGGUCAUAUCUAUUUCUAUAUCCCUCCCACUUGGUAUUUAUAUGGAACUAACUCCGCAAGCGGACGAAUCAUUUAUGUGCCGGGAGAAAUGGCCACGUGUUCAAGCAGGGCAGUUUUUCACUGUCACUAGUCUUAUCCUUCAGUACAUUGUGCCUUGCAGUAUAAUUACUUAUUGUUACACGAAGGUGUCUCUAGCUUUGAAAAAACGUUCCCGGUCAAAAAUUGGAAGUGGAUCGAAAUCUAGAGAGCGAGACGAAAUGGAAAUUAAGAGAAAACGACGUACAAACAAAAUGUUAAUCGCUAUGGUAACUAUAUUUGUUUGCUGUUGGCUACCAUUGAACAUAGUACUUUUAACAGCUGAAUAUAUUCCAUCUUUCUCAAAGUGGUACUACUACACUCUGUUAUUCUUUAGUGCUCACGUGAUAGCAAUGAGCUCUACAAUUUACAAUCCAUUUUUAUACGCUUGGAUGAAUGACAAUUUUAAGAAAGAGUUUAAGCAAGUGUUGCCCUUUCUGUUUAAAAGAGACCGCGAGAGGCCAGUGAACGGAAGCUAUACUCAGUAUACACAUGUUGACAAUCAACCCUCUGUUGUCAUUAACAAAUCUCCUCAAAAAGACCCUGAUGACAAUAAACUAGAUGGCAAGGUUACAAAAGCAUAUUACGACACUGAAUCAGAAAAAGUUCAACUAAAUGUUAAUCAUGAAGGUGACACAGAGGACUCUGUAUGACAGUUUAAAGUGUGUUCUCGUAAAAUCUCGCCACACGGAGUGACACCACACGCGAUUAACAGUCUGACAAUAGUGCCUGGCAAAUCGGAGUGAGUUUGGAAUCUAGAUACUUAAAACUACUGAUAAAUUGAAUUAGAAUGAUGUUUGAAUUUGUAGAACAUAAAAUAUGUUCUAAUGUUUCAAAGGGUAUAUUUAACUCUUUGUAGGAGAUCGCAAACAAAAUGAACAAGCUCAUUCAGUUAGUUGUAUGUAUCAUAUUGUAAAAAUGUUUCGCUUUGUGACUAUCAGUGUGAUUAUGUUUCAUUCAUUAUCUGUACAUAAUUGUUGUUUUAUUUGUGAAAUAAAAUCGAACUCUUAGUUCUA